Messenger RNA from Dermacentor silvarum, 921 nucleotides. RefSeq names its product kinesin-like protein KIF18B. Gene Ontology annotation, biological process: mitotic sister chromatid segregation; microtubule depolymerization; microtubule-based movement. The coding region runs from base 1 to 921 and encodes 306 amino acids. Gene Ontology annotation, cellular component: nucleus; kinesin complex; mitotic spindle astral microtubule. The transcript is spliced from 2 exons. NCBI's taxonomy places the organism in Eukaryota, Metazoa, Arthropoda, Arachnida, Ixodida, Ixodidae. The record is from RefSeq and is a predicted model, not a curated record. Gene Ontology annotation, molecular function: ATP binding; plus-end-directed microtubule motor activity; ATP hydrolysis activity.
AUGGCAGUGCGCAUGCGCCUACUGAGCGAUCGUGACUCCGAGACCACUAGCGUCGUCCUCGUGGUCACCACGCCCGCGCCCGUGGUAAGGCCGAUUCCCGCAACGUCGAGGCACCCUAUCACGGAGGAAUCUACAAUGGUGCCAACUUUCUCAAUGCUGGGCUCCGAGGAAUGCCCCGGCGUGGUCUCCCUCAUGGCCAGCGAGUUGUACCAGCGCGUGGACAAGCUGCGGUCAGAGGGCCGGACAUGCGACGUAGCAGUCUCCUAUCUAGAAGUCUACAACAAGGUUGUUCGAGACCUGCUGUGCUUCGAUCCGACCAAGGGCAUUGCCAUAUUGUACCUCACCAUACACAAGGUGAAGAAGGCCGGCACCCUCCUCGAGCCGCUCUUGAAAGGAAACAACCGGACUCAGCAUGCCACCGACGCUAAUGCUGAGUCUUCAUGGUCGCACGUCAUCUUCGAGAGCUACGUCACACUGACGGAGAAUGCGACAAUCACGAGCAAGGAAACUCGCGUCUCGAUGUGCUUUGUUGACCUUGCCGGCUCGGAGCGCGAAGCUGCGGCCAGUAGGGGCACAAAGGAUCAGAUGCGCGAGGUCACCAAGUUCAAUCUGUCCCUCCUGGCCCUCGGCAACUGCAUCGACGUCCGCUCGAAGAACGGGACGCAGCAAGUGCCGUACCAGGACUCCAAGCUCACCCACAUCCUCAAGGACUUCCUGGGUGGCUCGGGCAGCGCCCUCAUGAUUGGGACAGCGACGGCGGUGAAGCUCAGCUACGCGGAAACAUGCAGUACCCUGGACGCGCCCAUCGAGAAGUACAAGCACAAGGUGGAAGGCCUUCAGCGUAAGCUCGAUAAUGUGGAAUUGUGGAAGGCUGUAGUGGAGGCUGAUGUGCAAGAGCUGAAAGACGGUCUGGUAGCCUAG